UGUUGAAAGAAAAAAGUGUUCUUUAACCUUGUAAAUGGUAAAACAGUUUUUUUUAUAAACUGAGCUUUUCUAUAAUAUUUUCAAAAAUUGUUAUAACCAUUUGUAGAAACACAGACGGAAAAGAAAAGAAGAAAACUUCACAAAAGAAGAGAUGGAGAGGUUUGUCAAGUUUAACUCUUUAGAAGAGCAAAGAGAAUUCAACAAAAAGAUCUUUUGUAAUUCCAAGCAGGCAACAAAGGAGAAAAAGAAGCAGCAAAUACAAAAGCCAAAAGGRAAGUCUAACAAACAGUUAAAAGCAGAAGAGUGGAAAAGACAAAAGGAGAUCUCUAAAAUUGCAGAAGAAAUUGAAAUCAAGAGAAAGCAACAGGAAGAGAAACUGGAGCAAUCCAGAGAAUUGUCAAGCAAAAAGAAAACGAAAGUAGUGAAUAGUCUAAGUUCUAUUAUGCAGGAUGCAAUUAAAGUACCUAAUAACAAACAAAGCUCAUCAAAUGUACACAAAGUGAAAAGCAAGAAAAAGAAAAAGAGGGGCAGAGCAAAGAAUGACAGCAAUGARAGCAAGGUCACUGAAGAUAAUACAAAGAAAAUUUACCAAAAACCUCAAAUACCUCAAGYUCCUGCAAUAAAGAAAGGAACUGAAACAAAGAUAAACCAUACAAAGAAAACAAACAUACCAUUACCAGCCAUGAAACCAAAACAUACCAAAACAACAUCAAGCCAGUCUAGAACAGUUGCUAAGCCAGUACCAACACCAUCACCAGCAAUUCCAGCACCUCAGCCACCUAAUAUAUGGCAGAAAAGAAUGGAGACCCAGAAUGAGAUCCAACAAAUAUUGCCAUCAAACGAAGAAGAAGAGCUAAGACAACUACAAAUGGCUUUGGAAAUGAGUAGGAAUCUUGCUGAGAUGGAGGAACAACAAAAGCAAAUAGCUGCUUUACAAGAAGAAUUGGAGUUAAUUUCUCUGGAGCAAGAGAAUUUGAAGUUGUGCUUGUCUGAUAGUGAUGAGGAAUCUCAAGGCAAGGCACCUUUGGAUGCAAGAGCUGGCAUUUCACUUACUGGCAAAACACAUACUGGUGAUAARGACAAUAAUCAAGCAUAUUCCMAAGUAGAGGUUGAAAAUGAUACUAGUAGCCUACAAAAAAAUCUGAAUAAUGAAGGUAUCGUCUUCAGGUCCAGUAGUCAUGAUCAGGAAAAAGAUGUGCAACACUUAAAGUAUGAACCAUGUAAACCAAAAACCUGUAYUAGCCAAUGGGAAGAAAAAAAUGUCUGCCCUUAUGGUCGAAACUGCUGCCUUGGAAAAAGAUGUAMAAAAUUUCAUCCAUCUUCGAAGAGAAGUGAGAGGCUUGAAGUCAACAGGGAUCCAUGCAUUGUUAGAAUGAAGAGUGCAACUACAUGCAGUGAUUUAGAGUCCAAAUUACUAAAUGGAAGUGAKACUAAGGACUGUGAACAGAAAGAUGACAAUACAAUAGCGGCUUCAACUGUUACAUUAAGUGAAGAUUGGGAUGAUAGCUCAGAUCCAUCAACAGCAUCAACAAUGCCAUGUGUUGUCCAAAACCAUCYAAGUGAAGAAGACUGGGGACAUGAAGAGGAGUGGAUUUCUGUUUAUAGCCAAGAUAGUGACCAUACAUCUAGYGAUUCAGAAGACAAGGCACCACUGAGUAGUAUAACAUUUCAAAUGACAGAAAAAUCACAGGAAAAUGAGAACUGCGACAGUGUGUUAAAAGAAUGUGAGGUUGUUUAUGGAAAUUUGCCACAAGGUAACACUAUUCACAUGGAGAUACUAAGUCAACAUGGACUUGGAAUACAGUCAGAUAAUACUGAAAGAGUGUUUCAUUCUGAUAAUCAAUAUCAUAGAAUUAGUAGUAACAAAAGUUUGAAAACUGAUGCUGACACAGGAAGAGUCCCUGAAGAAGUAGUGGUAGCCAAUGGAAAUCUUCCAGGCCCUCCUAAUGUUUCUCAAGGAGUGUGUGAGAUGUCUCCAAGAAUGCCUCAAAAUUACAUGCCAUCAUACCCAUUCAAAGGUAACCUGCCUACAGUACACCCAGCAGCCAAUAACUCUCUAAAUGGUGUACAACCUCUGCUGCCUGUGCUUGGUUUUGAUAUGUUGUCUGGAUUGACAAAUGCAUGUCAGUUUAAUCAAAAUGUGAUUAUGAACUCUGUUAAUAAUAGCAUUUCUAAUACAGCUCCGUUUCCUCUUGGACAAAUGGCAACUGGUUCUUUCACAAGUCAAAACCAUGUGUUAUCUCGUUCACCAACAUCUCAAUUGUCUACAGUACCAGUGCAAGGGUUAUUUCAUGCUGGAAACAUGACUAGCGUGAGUCCAGGAAUUCCAGUAUCAAGCCAAGUUCAAAUGCAAGCAAGAGUUCAGUCAACAGCUUCAAAUCAUGAUGCAUCAGUUACAAGUCAACCACUGUAUGAAUCACCAUCAGGAACAGCAAACCAAACAUCUACAAACACUAACAUGGUUACACCUAGUUCAUAUGGUGAAACAGCAAAUGACAAGCAAACAUCACAACAAGUGAAGACAGUCACUCCUGGAUCCAUUACAAACCAUGGUAAUAGUCAAGUUGAUGGGUGUCAACACUGGUCAAAUGUUGGUCCACCUUAUUCACAAAGCACUGCAGCUACACAUCCAGUUUUGCCAAUUCCAGGAUUAUCUAUGCCAACAUUGCAGAACAUGAAUCCACUUUUACCAAUCUAUCCUGGACUACCACUCCCUCAGCAAGGUGUCAUGUCAAAUCCACCAAAGAUGAACACAUGGAAUGCUCCUGGAAUACAGAAUCCUCCAUUUGGCUUUCAAUGUGGUGUACCUUUAGCUAAUGGUACGAACCUCAUGUCAUUGAUGGCUUUAGAAGCACAGUAUCUUAACAUGGUACAAUCACAAAUGUCGUCAUCCUUAUUAGCCAACCAGCAAACUAAUCCAAGUGAACCAAUAAUUAAUGGACACUCAACACAAGGUGAACAAUCUACCAACAUACCUGAUGUGGAGAGGCAGAAAGCCAACAAUAAAGGAAGCAAUAUUAGGAAGCCAGUAACAGUACCCAGAGUUUUGAGUUAUGUGGAAAGCAGAUAAUAGCCAAGCUGGUGGAUGAAUUAUUAUAGCAUUGAAAAUAAUACUCAGGAUAUGUUUAAUAAUAUUCUGUUCAGAAACAUCUAAGUUCUAAAAUACAUAACACUGACUAUGGUGCUUUUUGGAAUUUAUCAUUCUCAGAGAAUGUAACAUUGUCAAAAUCAUCGUAAUUUCUGGGAGAUUUGAGAUAUAUCCACACAGUAAUUACAAAUAUAAACUUUUCUAAUAUUGUAAAUAAUUUGAGAAAAAAAUAGUUCAAGUUGAUAUUUAUAUUGCUAUUUGGGAAAGGUCAUUAUAUCAGAAGAAUGUUUAUUAUUACAUAAAAAAAUUGUUAUGGUUUAAAAAAAGGUUACCAAACAUGCUCAUGUAUGUCAGUCAGUCUGUAGCCAUUGAUAAAUAUAAUUUUCAGACUGAUGUUGAUAAUUGAAAUCUGGUUCAUAUUUGAAUACGUCUGUGUACUACAAGGUAGUAUAGUGACACUGGCAUUUCCAGAAUAACAAAGAAUGGAUUGAUGGUCACAGGGCAUGGCCUGUCAGCAAAAGAUUGAAUUGAUACAUGACCAUACAUCAUGGCUAUAUGAUGAAGUGCAGUCAUUCAUUAAUGAUAUUGUACACAGUUUUGAGCACAUAUAUGUAUUUAUUUUUGAAUGUCAUAAAAAUCAGGCUAACUGAUCUUGUUGCUUAAUGGUGAGGUUUAUGAAAGUUUUGGGUUAGGUUAGUGUUGGGUACAAAUAUUAUAGAUCUGGUUUUGAAGUACUUUGAAAUUUUCUAAUAUGUACAUUGAUGUACAUGAGGCCUUCUAUGUGUACUUUGGUGCCAUGUUUUCAAAUAAAGCAGUGGUUAUUUUUUACAAUCAUGCAAACUAAGUUGAAACAAAACCAUUUAUUUGUUGUGGAUUCAACAGUUGAAUAUUUACAUUUUUACAAUGAUGUUCUUGUAACUUGCCAUCCUGGUGCUGGGUAUUAAAGCUAUAUAUUAUCUUGAUUUGUCAUCACUGGAGAUCAUCAUCAUCAA
Molecule: messenger RNA, 4080 nt
Organism: Exaiptasia diaphana
Lineage: Eukaryota; Metazoa; Cnidaria; Anthozoa; Actiniaria; Aiptasiidae
Exons: 12
Coding region: 152-3070 (972 amino acids)
Source: RefSeq, a predicted model, not a curated record